AUGCUCGUUGAUUGCCUGGAUGCCUCUGCCACGACUACGAUCACACGUCCCGUACUCCAAGGCUUGUUUGGUGAGUUGGACAUUUCUUCAAUUGGUUUGAAGUUGUGGAUCUCCGAAAGGAUGCUGCUGGCGGGGGUCAAAAUGCAAAGGGGUGGUAAGAGCACGUUGGAGAACUGUCAGGUUUUACAGGCUACUGUUAAUCGGUUCAAAGGAAAUAAAACCGAGAUAUCCAAGUCAGACCUCAUACAGAAGAGUGCCUAUUGUAGAGUAUCAGGACGGGAUUUGGAUCUUGUGGAACUCUCUGCGUAUGGCAAUGUACGCCGUGCGCAAGACUCAGGUGGCUGUAACAUCCAGUAGCCAUACUGUAGAAGGUGAAAUCUGUAGAGGUUUAUUGAAAGGAUAUCAAAUUUGUUUGUUGGAAAGUAAGUCUUGUUACAGAAAUAUGUGCUUGUAUCAUGUAAUACAAAUUUGAGCUUUCUUAUUAUUUUAAAAUUAACUUUUUAGUAUUAAAAUUAUUUGAACUAAAAAAUUUUUAUUAAAAAGAUUUGAAUU
Molecule: messenger RNA, 552 nt
Organism: Dendrobium catenatum
Lineage: Eukaryota; Viridiplantae; Streptophyta; Magnoliopsida; Asparagales; Orchidaceae
Exons: 5
Coding region: 1-357 (118 amino acids)
Source: RefSeq, a predicted model, not a curated record